This is a messenger RNA of Olea europaea var. sylvestris, 1065 nucleotides long. RefSeq lists its product as uncharacterized. The transcript is spliced from 2 exons. The record is from RefSeq and is a predicted model, not a curated record. NCBI's taxonomy places the organism in Eukaryota, Viridiplantae, Streptophyta, Magnoliopsida, Lamiales, Oleaceae. The coding region runs from base 1 to 1065 and encodes 354 amino acids.
AUGAUGCAUGGUCAUUGUGAGAAUUUGAAUCCUAAGAAUGUUUGUAUGGAAAAGAAUUUUGUGUGUAAAAAAAAAUAUCCGAGAGAUUACGUUGAAAAUACUUCUUUGGGUAAUGAUUCCUACCCACUUUACAAGCGUAGCAAUGAUGGUGUAAGUGUUAAAGUAAGAGGGUGUAUGUUGGAUAAUAGAUGGGUUGUACUAUAUAAUCCUUACAUUUUAGCUAAAUAUGAUUGUCACAUUAAUGUAGAUGUAUAUUCUUCUGUUAAAGCUGUUAAAUAUCUAUACAAGUAUGUAUAUAAGAGACAUGACCACAUUCAUUUUACUUUAAAUAAAGAAACAAAUGAACAAUUCGUUGAUGAGAUUUCAAACUACCAAACAACUAGAUGGAUAUCUCCACCUGAAGCUAUGUGGAGGAUAUUUAGAUUUGAUUUAUUUGAUAUAUCUCCUACGGUAAUCUCUUUACAGUUACAUACUAAAGAUGCUCAAACGGUUACAUACAAGGAGACAAAUGAUUUGUCAAAGGUUAUAAAUAAGGAUUUUGUUCACCGAACAAUAAAAAGCAAAAAUAUUAUUGGUAGAAUAGUCCGUGCUAAUUCAUGUGAAGGUGAGAUGUAUUUUUUAAGAGUUUUGUUAAAUCAUAUUAGAGGGUCAAAAUCUUUUGAAGAUUUAAAAAUAGUCAAUAGUAUUGUUUUAUCUACUUAUUAUGAAGCAGCACUUUCCCAUAGUCUUCUUAGUAGAAAUAGCUAUUCUAAUACAGAGCCAAGAAAUUUAUGGGAUAAAUUUAAGAAUUUUAUAAUAGAAGAUUAUUUACAUAAAGGUUUCACACAACAAAGUGUUAAGAUGAAAGCUUUACACUGUAUAAAUUCUUUCUUAGAAGGUGUUAGUAAGAAUAUAAUUGAUUUUUGUUUGGUAGAUUUUGAUUUAACUGUGAAUGAUGAUGAUAUCUUUGAAACCAUGAUUGCCGAAGAAAUAACUAAUAUUAAUUUUCAGUCAAACAUACAUUAUAGUGAGAGUUUAAUAAAGAGCAACAAAAUGCCUAUGAUAUUAUUUUGGAUUGUGUUUUAA